AUGAUGGACGAAUCGGGGGAUAUAUUGAUGAAGACGUUGAUGGAAUCUGGGGUUUUGAUCCCCGGAGAUUUCUCUUCUGUUGGUGAAUUGUCUUCCGAAGCUUUGGUAUCGAUCUGUGCUCAGUUGCUUAAUCUCAUCGACCCAUCGGCGUCGUUUUGCGUUGAGCUCCCUGAUUCUCUCCCCGAUAGGUUUAGGAUCUGCACCGAUAUCGCUCAUUCUGUGAAGAGCCUAGGCUACAUCGGCGACAUGAGUUAUUACAAGUUUCUGCAUCCAUCUCAAGAUGACUCGUAUAGGUUGGUUAGAUUCUUGGUUGAGAGGCUUUCCGAGAAAAACGAAGGAAUCAAAACUUCUCCUUCUGGUGAUAUAGCUAGCAAGCCAAUGGCCGAGACUUUCAGAGAUAUUUCAGAUGACAAAAUGGUGAAGGAGGACAAUGAUGAGACUUUUGACAUGCAUAUACAGAAGGUUGAAGCUGUCCUCAAAGAUCUUACAAUGACUACUGAGAUCUCUCGUUCACCAGACUCUCUUGCCAAAAAUGCUUCCACCAGUGUUGAUCUCUUCUCCCUAAAGACAGAUGACCCUGUUACUGGUGAACCAUCAGAUUUUUCAUUGAGACAGCCAUCUGGACAUGAAGAAAAUUCUUCUCAAGACCCGUCUGAGACAACUUAUGAGACUGUUGAGUUACAGAAACAACAUGAUUUACUCUUGGAGGAACUAGAAUCGGGAUAUUCAGAGCUCUGCAGUCUGGACAGUGAUCUAGAGCUGUUGAAGAUGGCUGAGGAGAGGUUAUUGGAUGACAAACAGCUGGGUGGGUCAUAUCUCGAACAGCUUAAUCAACAACUAGUGGUCAAAAGGUGUAAUAUAGUGGAUCUUAAAAAGCAGUGGGACGAUGAAAGGCUGACUUUGGAAACUAAAAAGCUACGUCUCUUGGACCAAAUUCAUGUGGUGGAACCAGAGGCUAAAGAGAAAGUCCAUAAGUUGAGAAAGACUCAACUGGAUUUACAAUCGCUCUCAUCAGAAAUUCAAAAGAGGGAAGAUGAAAGGUAUAACCUAUGCACUGAGCUUGAGAAGCAACCAAAAGCAGCGUCUCGGAAAUCUUAUAUCCAUGGGAUUAAAGAAAUAACAAAGAAUAGCCGUAAACUGGACACUGAUAUACAGAGGAUUUCAGGGGAGACCAGGGAGAUACAGUUAGAGAGUAACUCAAUCCAAGAACGCCUGCACCGAUCGUAUGCUGUUGUGGAUGAAAUGGUUACAAGGGAAGUGAAAAAGGACCCAGCCGUACGACAGGUGUAUAAGCUAGUGACGAGUAUCCACGGUAUUUUCGAGCAGAUCUCCGAAAAAGUCCUCAUGGCUGAUCGGUUAAGAAGAGAAGCAGUCGACUAUGAGAAGAAGCUAGGGUCCAUCACAGCUCGAGGCAUGAGCCUGGAGAAAUUACAAGCCGAUCUCAAUGCUAUCAGGAAAGAGAACGAAAGUCUCGAGCAAUAA
This is a messenger RNA of Microthlaspi erraticum, 1482 nucleotides long. Lineage: Eukaryota; Viridiplantae; Streptophyta; Magnoliopsida; Brassicales; Brassicaceae. The record is from the annotation of a GenBank genome assembly.